Messenger RNA from Nannospalax galili (Upper Galilee mountains blind mole rat), 1844 nucleotides. It is a transcript of the gene Hnrnph3, whose product is annotated as heterogeneous nuclear ribonucleoprotein H3. The transcript is spliced from 10 exons. NCBI's taxonomy places the organism in Eukaryota, Metazoa, Chordata, Mammalia, Rodentia, Spalacidae. Gene Ontology annotation, molecular function: RNA binding. Gene Ontology annotation, biological process: regulation of RNA splicing. The coding region runs from base 165 to 1205 and encodes 346 amino acids. Gene Ontology annotation, cellular component: nucleoplasm; ribonucleoprotein complex. The record is from RefSeq and is a predicted model, not a curated record.
ACCUUCAGAGACGGUUGGGGAAAACCGUUGUGGGGAACUCGACCCGGGACGCACGGCGUGUCCCCGCCCACGGCCCGACCUCGGCGAGCACCGGCGCCGGCGUGGCCAGCGCCCGACUGGUUAUCUGAAGUAGAAGGGGAGCAUUUAAAUCAAACGGUAUUGAGAUGGAUUGGGUUAUGAAACAUAAUGGUCCAAAUGACGCUAGUGAUGGGACGGUACGACUUCGUGGACUACCAUUUGGUUGCAGCAAAGAGGAAAUAGUUCAGUUCUUUCAAGGGUUGGAAAUCGUGCCAAAUGGGAUAACAUUGACGAUGGACUACCAGGGGAGAAGCACAGGGGAGGCCUUCGUGCAGUUUGCUUCAAAGGAGAUAGCAGAAAAUGCUCUGGGGAAACACAAGGAAAGAAUAGGGCACAGGUAUAUUGAGAUCUUCAGGAGCAGCAGGAGUGAAAUCAAAGGAUUUUAUGAUCCACCAAGAAGAUUGCUGGGACAGCGACCCGGACCCUAUGAUAGACCACUAGGAGGAAGAGGGGGUUAUUAUGGAGCUGGGCGUGGAAGUAUGUAUGACAGAAUGCGGCGAGGAGGUGAUGGAUAUGAUGGUGGCUAUGGAGGUUUUGAUGACUAUGGUGGUUAUAAUAAUUACGGCUAUGGAAAUGAGGGCUUUGAUGACAGAAUGAGAGACGGAAGAGGUAUGGGAGGACAUGGCUAUGGCGGAGCUGGUGAUGCAAGUUCAGGUUUUCAUGGUGGUCAUUUUGUACACAUGAGAGGGCUGCCUUUCCGUGCAACUGAAAAUGACAUUGCUAAUUUCUUCUCACCACUAAAUCCAAUACGAGUUCAUAUUGAUAUUGGAGCCGAUGGCAGAGCAACAGGAGAAGCAGAUGUAGAGUUUGUGACACAUGAAGAUGCAGUAGCUGCCAUGUCCAAAGAUAAAAAUAACAUGCAACAUCGAUACAUUGAGCUCUUCUUGAAUUCUACCCCUGGAGGUGGCUCUGGAAUGGGAGGUUCUGGAAUGGGAGGCUAUGGCAGAGAUGGAAUGGAUAACCAAGGAGGAUAUGGAUCUGUUGGAAGAAUGGGAAUGGGGAACAACUACAGUGGAGGGUACGGCACACCUGAUGGCUUGGGCGGUUAUGGUCGUGGUGGUGGAGGCAGUGGAGGUUACUAUGGGCAAGGCGGCAUGAGUGGAGGCGGAUGGCGUGGGAUGUACUGAAAACAAGACCAACACAAAUCCUAACCACAGCAUCUGGUCUACUAGGCUUUCUUACAGAUUUCAUUUCUUUUGUAUUUUAAGAACUUUAUAUGACUGAAGGAAUGUGUUUUCAAAAUAUUAUUUGGUAAAGCAACAGACUGUGAUGGGAAAAAAACUGUUUUCAGUAGGUUUUAUUUGUUGCAUACUUUGACUUAAUAAAUUUUUAUAUUCAAACCACUGGUGUUGGUACUUUUUAUAUAUAGUUGCUCCUACUAAGGAUGUGCUGCCUUCAUGAGAUUUGGGUUGAUGUGUUUUACUGUUAGCAAUACAAAAAGUAGUACAGUGUGAUGUUCAAGGACAAACUUGGCGUAAACUGCAGCUCUUACUAAGCAGGCAUCUGGGAUAGAUUGAGUAGUGUAACUUUUUCUUCUGGACAGCACUGUAAAUAAAAAGCCUAAAGAUGAGUUCAGGUGGCUUUAGGAAUGCUAGUUCUGUAUUUUUCCAAUGUCAUCUAUCAAGCAUAGCUCUGAAUGACCUAAGCAGUAUCUGGAUUUUUAAAUAUUCACAAUUUGUGUUAUAAAUUAUGAACUUUAGGGAGUGGGAAAGUUAGAAGUUGACAUUUAUAGCCCUAGAUUUUCAAGUAAAAUUCCUUCUGCACCU